This is a messenger RNA of Dracunculus medinensis (Guinea worm), 1503 nucleotides long. NCBI's taxonomy places the organism in Eukaryota, Metazoa, Nematoda, Chromadorea, Rhabditida, Dracunculidae. The record is from the annotation of a GenBank genome assembly.
AUGGAUUUGUCAGCUGAUGAUGAUGUCGAUAAAGAUAGUGACGAAUAUUUCACGCCACAAACAGAAGUUAGUUGUAAAAAGUCAAGUAGCAAGAACGAAGUGACUUUUGUGGAUAACGUGAGUUCAAUAUUGGAUCCAACAUUUGAACAGUUCAGUCAUCCACUGUUGAAACAUGCAGCGGAAUAUGGUGCUCGUAAAGUUGAUGCUUUCAUGGAAUUUUUACUUGAAAAAUUGCAACGACAGUGGAUUACGCUGUUUUACAUGUUAAUUCCUUUACAUCAAAUUCAAACGCUUAUUUUAAUUUGUUUUGUCCAGUUAAUCAGUUUUGACACUAUUAUGAAUAUAUUACCGAUAGUUACUUGUUAUAUGGCCUUUGGUACAAUGAUGUUUAAUACAUUGAGAAUGUUCAAGGACUUGAAGUUAUUAAGGCAGCGAGAAAUUUGGUUGAGGAUUUUGAAAAUAUUUAGUAAUGAUUUAUCUAACCUGAAUGAUAGCGCUAAUAGUCGAUUUUCAACGAUCUCGUGGGAACCAUACAUUAAUUUUUUCAUAUCGUUAUCACUUUUUGUUUUGUCAAUGGGGAUGGCUGAUAAAACUUUGCCGAAUAGCAUUUUAUUUUUUGGUGUUGCUAUUUUGUUUGCCAUUCUUUGUUUUGUUUCACUGGCUGAUUCUUCUGACAUUUUCACGAUAAUUGCGGUAGUCGCCAAUUUCGUUUCUUGCCUUCCUAUUAUAUUAAAGAAGAUGGAUUUGUCUAUGGGUUAUUCGAUUCUAUGGAAACCUUUGAUGGAAUAUCGAUUUUAUGCAUUUCAUUUUUCUGUGGGUCUACCUUCAUUGGCUCUUCUUAUUAUUCCUCUUUCUUAUAUUGUAUUGACAAGAAAUAAGAAGCUUCCAGACGUGCUACAUAUUAUCAUUCCUCAUAUUGUGAGUUUAUUUAAUUCGUUGUUCGUUUGUUUGGCUUGGGCCGAUAUCGGUUUAACAUUCUGGUUGAUGUAUUAUCGCCAUUUUUAUCUGUCCGGUGUGUUGAUAACUAUGGCUUUAACGUUUCUCUUUAUAUCGCCAUCGUUAAUCGGUAUUAUCGUCGUUGCUAGUGUUCCUUUAGUACAGUUGAUUUACUCUAUUAAAAUGAGUUUCAAGUGGAUUAAAAAAAAAAUAUUUGAGUCUUAUUUAGGAACUGCAGUGGAUUGGAAAGGAUCUGUUCAAUCUAUUCGUGUCGUGAGGAUAGAUAAUUCUUUCGAAACACUUUUAGAUUAUUUGCCUGAAGUCAUAAAUCAAGCCAUUCGUUGCUUCUAUGAUCUCGAGAUAUCAAACACCCAACAUGUUACUUCUUUAAGCGAUCAAUGUAGUCUUAUUGCAUAUAAUGUCUACAGUUUUGAAAUUGAAAUUUCUGGGCCAUUUGGAGAACACCAUUUUAGUAGCAACAAAGGUCUUCUUAUACUCGCGGCCCCCAAUAUCUUCGCCGAAAUGUUGAAAAUGGUCGAUGAAGGUAUGGUUAUUCUUUGUAGUUGA